UGUGGCUCUAUUAUGUCUAUUUCCUGUUUCAUCUAUGUUCUCUUAAAAGAAAUAAAUGAUUCAGUCUCAUUUCCAUUGCUUUUGAUGGCACAGCUCUAAGGACACAUUUGUGGCGACAAUUUUUUAUCACAAGUUAACCCCCCCCAUAUGCUAUAAUGAACCAAAAUAUCCAAGUUCCGGCUCCCUACCUCAUUAGAGGAUAUUAACUAGAUGAUCAAUAAUAUCAUUUAAUUUCAUAUGUUCAGGAUGCAUUCUCUAAAAGUUUGAAUGUCUUUAAGGAUAUUUAUAAAGAUUAUUAUCUUAUCAGUUCGCUUUGAUUUAUUUAAUUGCAGUUCGAUUGCCAUUUCAAGUUCACCAUGGUUGGCAAAUUAAAAAAUCAAUGUUAUACGGGGAUACAAUAUAUAGGGGAGGUUGAAGUAGAUAAAUCCUUUGUUGCUGCUACUAAAUGUCAAUUGAGCUAUUUUAAGGAACUUUAUUAUCAAUGUUCACGACACCAGAGCCUUUUGACUGUGGAAUCUAUUGUUCAACAUCCCGCUGAUGGGACUGACUUACUUGUAUGUGAAGUGGUCCAAACUUUAAAUGAUUAUUUUGAGGAGCAGAAACUUGAUGGGGCAGAAGUGACUGAAACUCAGUGGUGGGAACAUAUCUCUGAGAAAUUUCGAAGAAUUUUUAGAGAUGUGAUUCAAGGGAUGAUGUUCUUAUACUCAGCAACUGAUUAUGAUUGUGGGGACUUGUCAUUCAAUGUGUUUGUUACAAAAAGUGGCAGAGGGAAGAUUUUGCCAAGCAUGGUUAAGAGAACUGGAACGAAACAAACUGUAGAUCAUAUCAAAAUACUCAAAGAUUUAAUGAAGACAGUCAUUGCUUUUCCAUUCAGUGGCAUUACAGAAAGUUUGGAGCUCCCACUUGAACUACGAAGGUUUUUGGAUUUUGAACAUUCGAGAUGGUAAGUUUAGCACACUAACUUUAAAUCUAUAGUUGCAUGACUAUCAAAUUUUGUACUUGCGUUACUCAUAGUUUAUGUUUCUUGUUUUUUAGUUUCAGUCCGGCUUGGUUUGUGAUUAAUUGUCCCUUUUUCUGGACCGUGGAAGAACGGAUCCAAUUUGCGCAUGAGCUAAAGAUGUUGAUCAAGCUUAAUCUGAAGUUUAGAUAUACGAUUGAAGCAUGUCUUGAGGAUGCAAAUUUGUUUUCUAAUUGGAAUGAUGUUGUUGUUGAUGGCAUUUAUAAGAAGAUACUGGACUAUCAUGGACCAACAACCUCAAAUGCUGAAGAUGAUGAUGCAGAUGAAUCAGCAGCACAUGCAAAAUCCAAAGGUAUGACAUUACUAACUUUCUGCAAUAAAAUUCUGAACACACCUCAUGUUACAAAGUUUUGCGUUAAUAACAAACUGCUGCAUAGGAUCUAUAGGUUUAUUUUAAUCUUCAUUCCCAGGGGUCCUUAAUUUCUUUCUAAGUAACAUGCUUAUGAGAUUCUAAGAUAUUAGUACUAUAUGCAUAUACUUUCAUCAAUAUUUAAAAAAAUAAAUAUUAUAUACCAAAAGAUCAUUUAUAUAUCAUCUACUAGAAACAUACAAAAGGCUGUGCAUAUUAGCCUAUACAACUACUGCCACAUAUUGGUUCAUACAAAAGUACCACUUGCCCAGAAUAUAUAUACAUAAUAAAGUUUAAUAAAGUAACCUGCUUUUUUAUAAGAAAACACAUAUUUAUUCUAUUGAGUUAUUGCAGUAAGCAACUUUGGUUAUCGCACUAGAGUCGACAUUUGUC
Trifolium pratense (red clover) is the source of this 1760-nucleotide messenger RNA. RefSeq lists its product as uncharacterized. The record is from RefSeq and is a predicted model, not a curated record. NCBI's taxonomy places the organism in Eukaryota, Viridiplantae, Streptophyta, Magnoliopsida, Fabales, Fabaceae. The transcript has 2 exons. Bases 357 to 947 code for a protein of 196 amino acids.